Molecule: messenger RNA, 599 nt
Organism: Camelina sativa (false flax)
Lineage: Eukaryota; Viridiplantae; Streptophyta; Magnoliopsida; Brassicales; Brassicaceae
Product: pectinesterase inhibitor-like
Biological process (GO): negative regulation of catalytic activity
Molecular function (GO): pectinesterase inhibitor activity
Source: RefSeq, a predicted model, not a curated record
AUAACUAUUCUUCAACACUCACGAAGAUGGCCGUUUCUGGUGUGAGAAGUAAUGUAUUUUCAUUUCUUCCUCUUCUUCUUAUUUUAUCAAUCACCCCUUUGUCUUCGUCUUCAUCUUUUUCACCGAGUGACAAAGUCACAAAAGCAUUACUUGACAAACUCUGUUCACAACCAUCAAUUUACAAGCACUUCUGUAUCCCUUGGCUAACCUCUGACCCUACAACGUUCACCCUUGACCUGAAAGGUCUUGUCCCUAUGGUCUUCCAGAAGGCGGAAAUGUUGGGCUAUAAGAAUCUGGCGAUGAUUGAAGGCUUGUAUAGAACAACGAAUGAUCCGACGCUUAAGAUCCCAUAUGGGUCUUGCAUGACAGGUUAUGAAUUCUCAAAUAAAGCACUGAAAAAAGCUAAACAGCUUGCAAGGUCUAAUGCGUACGUGUCAGCAUCUAAGGCAGCUUUUAAGGGCUUUGAUAGUAUUGGCAUGUGCGAAUCUCUGCUAGAAGGAUUGGCAACACCAGCUGAUGUUUCAAAACGCAAUAUGUGGUAUGAAAGAAUGUGUAACACUGGCAUGGCUUUCUUUGAUAUUUUGGCUUUUGGACUAUGA